Messenger RNA from Pseudopipra pipra, 2117 nucleotides. Its product is annotated as ferritin light chain-like. Gene Ontology annotation, molecular function: ferrous iron binding; ferric iron binding. Lineage: Eukaryota; Metazoa; Chordata; Aves; Passeriformes; Pipridae. The transcript is spliced from 3 exons. Gene Ontology annotation, cellular component: cytoplasm. Gene Ontology annotation, biological process: iron ion transport; intracellular iron ion homeostasis. Bases 1 to 834 code for a protein of 277 amino acids. The record is from RefSeq and is a predicted model, not a curated record.
AUGGCGGCGCCGGCCAUGGCCGAGCCGCGCUCCAAGCGGCCCCGCGUCACCCUGCCCGCCUGCCCCGCGCACCGCCCGCUGCCCGCCAGCCGCGUCCGCCACGGCUUCCCCGCCGCCGUGGAAGAGGCGCUCUGCGGAGUCACCGGCGCCCAGCUGGAGCUCCACUACUGCCUGCAGGCGCUGGGUGAAUAUUUUGAUCAGUCACAUGUGGCUCUACCAAAUAUUUCAAAGUUCUUCUUACAUCAAGCUCUGGAAGAGAGAAAAGCUGCAGAGGCAUUGAUGAAGUAUCAGCAAGAAAGAGGAGGCCACUACUGUUCUAAAACCAUCCAGAAACCAAACUGUGAUUAUGCAGUCGGUCUGAUGAAAGCCCUGGAAUUAGCAAUGGUACAGUGGAAAACUAUGCUACGAUAUUUUGAAGAGCUUUAUGCCCUGAGUGUUGAAAAUGCAGACCCUCAUAGUGCAAGCACUAUGAAGAAGCAAUUUAUUGCGCCCAAAAUCCGGAAGAUCAAGCUAAUGGGAGAUCUACUCACCAAUGCUCGCAGGCUUGACUGUUCCCAAGAUGGCAGAAAUAGUCUUGGGGAUUACUUCAUGGACCGCUUGCAGAAAGAGUUCAGAACAAGCAUAGAGCCAGAGUCUAGUGAUCACUGCAGCCCCUGCCCACCUCUGCAGCAGUGCACAGGAGCUGCAGAAGGUCUGAAGCGACCCCAGAGAGAAUCUUCCCAGCACAGAAAUGGCAUAGGGCCAAUAUAUGCAACUAUACAUUGCACUACGAUGCUGCCACAGUGUAACAAUGGGACAGGAGCAAAAGUGAAGCAGGGCAGGGAGGGCCUUUAAUGCUGUGGCUGCUAUGGGGCAGCUCCUAAGGCAAACCUUUACAGAGGGUGGAGCUGGGACCAGAACUCAGGAGACAUGAGCCUGUAUCACUCCUGUUUUACACCCUGCCCCCUCAUCCUCUGUUGAGUCAAAAUCUUGCCUAUACCAUUAUUUUGUUUAAAUGAUAGCAAGGUUGCCAGCUACCUAGAUUGUCAGCACUAGUCACACAUAAUCUAUGCAAUUCUUCCUAGAAGCCAAAAGCUUUUAAGCUUCUUUUCUGUUUUAAAUGAUUAACAGGAUUAUUUAGUGCAAUUUUUUAACAGUAUAUAUAAUUUUUAUUAAAAAAAAAAAAGAAACCACUGCAGCUUUAGUACAAGGCAACUUUUAUGUGGCAGGAAAUCCAAAUAUUUAGUUUUAUAUUCCUGAAUAUUUUAUAUUCCUGAAUAUAUAUAUUAGAUAUUUUACAUUACUAACAAGUAUACUAGCAUAAUGAACUUGUUUUUAAAAAGACUUGGUUUAAAACAAAGUUUUCUUAUUUCUAUCAUAGUAGCAAUUUAAAUAAGUAGUCAAAAUAAUUUACAUAUCAGGAUGAAUAAUUUACUUCUUCAGGAUGAAGGAUGCAAACAUUUCCUCAACACUGGGAAUAAGAAAACAUGCUGGUUUUCUCUACAGUUAUGUGCCUAGUUGGCUUUUCUCAUUGUCAGAAAACAGAUGAGAGAUAAAUUAGGAGUUUUCAUUAGCUGAGAUCUUUACAGGUUCUACUGGAUAUUUUGCAAGUGUCACAAGACACUAGCUCUAGGGCUCUGUCCAGACUUAACCUAGGAUGGUUGCUUUAGUUUUCAUACAGACCCCUAUUUCAGCUAGCUCAAUUACGGUAUUACUAUGCUACUCCUGCUAUUUCUUGUAUUCCCUAUUUGGUCCCAAGUAGAGGCAUAAGAUCCUAGUGAAAAAGCAGCACACUUAACUAGUAUUGCAUCAGAGAGAGUGACCACUCAUUAGUUUUGCCUUUCAGUUGGGGCAGUAUUAGCCAGUUUGGUUAAAGUUCAGAAGUUCAGAGGUGUCCAAAUUCUUUUCCUUUGUCUCCUGCAGGAGUGCCUUGCUUUUUGUACCCUGGCUCCCAAGGUCACUUAAGAAGAGCAACUGGCUAGAUCAGCUGCCUGCAGCUAGGGGGUUUUUUUUGUCGCUAUACACAACAUCUUUUAUGCAAUUGGGGUUUGAUUCAUUGAAAGAUUGUCUCACACUUUCAUGUAAUACUGUAAGUGAUACUCCUAUUCUUGAAAAUAAAUUCAGUUCAAUGUUACAAA